GAGCCGAGCGGCGCAAGGAGCGGGCGGGCUGGGCGGCCGGGAGGCGUCGCGGAGCCGGCAUGGGCAACUCCGUAGCUAGAGAAGAUUUCGAGUGGGUCUACACAGACCAGCCUCAUGCCGACCGCCGCAAGGAGAUUCUGGCUAAACACCCAGAGAUUAAAGCACUGAUGAAGCCAGAUUACAACCUGAUCUGGGUGGUUGUGCUGAUGGUUCUUGCACAGUUGACUGCUUUUUACCUAGUGAAAGACUUGGACUGGAAAUGGGUAAUCUUCUGGGCAUAUGUUUUUGGAAGCUGCAUUAGCCACUCCAUGACUUUAGCUAUUCACGAGAUCUCCCAUAACAGUGCCUUUGGCAACAACAAAGCAAUGUGGAAUCGAUGGUUUGGAAUAUUUGCCAACCUGCCUCUUGGUCUCCCAUAUUCCAUAUCCUUCAAGAGAUACCACAUGGAUCAUCAUCGCUACUUAGGAGGUGAUGGAAUUGACGUGGACAUUCCUACCAACUUUGAAGGCUGGUUUUUCUGCACCCGUUUCAGGAAGUUCAUAUGGAUUGUUCUUCAGCCUUUUUUCUAUGCAAUUAGACCUCUCUGCAUCAAUCCUAAACCCAUCACUCGACUUGAAAUCAUCAAUUUGUUGGCUCAGCUUUCCUUUGACAUUGUGAUAUAUUACUUAUGGGGAGUCAAAUCCACUUUUUACAUGCUUGCUGGUUCAGUGCUUGGACUUGGGUUGCACCCAAUCUCGGGCCACUUCAUAGCUGAACAUUACAUGUUUUUAAAAGGACAUGAGACUUAUUCCUACUAUGGGCCACUUAAUUUGCUUACUUUUAAUGUUGGCUAUCACAACGAGCAUCAUGACUUCCCCAAUAUUCCUGGAAAGAGCCUUCCACUGGUGAAGAAAAUAGCAGCUGAGUAUUAUGACAACCUGCCACAAUAUAACUCUUGGAUAAAAGUACUGUAUGACUUCGUGAUGGAUGACACAAUCAGCCCAUAUUCACGCAUGAAAAGGCAUUUAAAGGGUGAAGUGAAACAAGAUUAAACUUCUGGCAACCAAAACAAACUCUGAAAUGUCUGCUUGCUUUUGAAGUGGCUGGUAUAAGGCCUCUUGCUAAAGCUGCUCACCUCUGUCCUAAAUUAAGAUGUACAGCAAUGCAGUAAUGCAUCCUAAAGGACUUUGUAGCAGACUCCUACCAGCUAUAACAUUCCUCAGAGUCCUCAGAUUCAUUGAUUUAAUAGUGUGUCUUAUGUUUGCCUAAGGAUCAGUGUUAUGUGCAUAAUGCUCAGUUAAGUCUGUUACAGAAUUUACUUUGGCAGGUGUUAAAUCUAUAUAUAAUGUCUCUGACUCUAAAUAUUUUAUAAGGUCUCAAUAUAGAGCACUGUCCACAACAUGCUAUUUUAGAUGACCAUGGUAUUAAAAUGCUCUACUUACCUGUUAAUUCUAAAGUAACAUGAUUGGUUAACUUAAACCUUCUGCUGAACCUGUUUCUUACCUGGUGGAGAAGCUAAAUUUGCACAGAAAUGCCUGCUUUUGUUUGAAUAUGUAGCAUGUUUUAAAGUUCCACCUUUCUUACUGAAGAUACCUUCAAGGAGCUAUUUCUCAGAAUGGAACUGGCAUCUUUUGAGAUAGCUUGUGUGACUUCUUUACACAGGGGAAAAAAGGUAGGGAAUUCAAGGGUAUUGCCAGCUUUGUGGGUCCCUACCUACUGCCCUGAGCUGUCUGUGUUAGCACACAUAGCAUGAGCAGCUAGCAUUUAGAACUGUGCAUGGAGGGAUGUUAUUAGGGAAGUGAAUAUCACCAGCUAGGAUAUUUCAUAUUGGAACAGGAGGGGUGUUACUAGGGAAGAUAAUACCACCAGCUUGGAUACUUCAUAUUGGAACAGGAGGGGUGUUACUAGGGAAGAUAAUAUCACCAGCUAGGAUAUUUCAUAUUGGAACAGAAGGGGUGUUACUAGGGAAGAUAAUACCACCAGCUUGGAUACUUCAUAUUGGAACAGAAGGGGUGUUACUAGGGAAGAUAAUACCACCAAACUGGAACAGGAGGGGUGUUACUAGGGAAGUUAAUACCACCAGCUAGGAUACUUCAUAUUGGAACAGAAUGGGUGUUACUAGGGAAGAUAAUACCACCAAACUGGAACAGGAGGGGUGUUACUAGGGAAGACAAUACCACCAGCUAGGUUAUUUCAUAUUGGACCAUGAGGGGUGUUACUAGGGAAGUCAAUAUCACCAGCUAGGUUAUUUCAUAUUGGACCAUGAGGGGUGUUACUAGGGAAGUUAAUAUCACCAGCAGAGUUUUUUUUUCCCUAUUGGAACAAUCUCAUUAAUUGGAGAUUUUUCUGCUUUGUAAAGAAAAAUGAUUAGGUUUGUCCUGCUGGUACCAUGGUUUUAAAUGAUCAGCCUAUAAAUAAUCAUCUGGAAAUAUGGCUUUGUAUGAAAAACAAUCAAUUGAAGCAGACUGUUUGUGGCAGGCCUUGUUUGCCAGAAUACUGUCAGCUUCAACCAUUAAGCAUAUUUGUUACUUCUAUACACAAAGAUUUUACUUGAUUUCUGUCCCCUCCCCCACAACCUACUCUACAUCUACAGCUUACUGAAUUGUGGUGAGAACACAGCUGGUGACAUCAAAUUUCCUGCUCCAGAUUUUAAACUGGCCAACAGAGAAUGGAUAGACUUUCUGAAUGCUAAAGAAUCUCUACAUACCUCAGCACAGUAUAGUUGCUUUCUGUCUAAUGCAUUGAUGAUAGCUCUAAGUUGUUAAAGGUGUCUACAAGUCGCCCUUGUAUCUCUAUCUGAAAAGAUGGAGUCUGAUGAAGAUGGAAGUCUUUGCUGCUGCCCACACUGGUCUGCUGUAAGUAACUUUAUCUGUAGAUGCCUUCAACUCCUGCUUUUUGUUCUUUCUUUUUUGUUUGGAAGAAGCUGAGUGUCUCACAGGAACGUGUUGGUGGAUCUUGAGCCUUGCUUAACUGAAGUCCUGUUUUUAAUGCGUGUUCUUUAAGUGCAGGCCUCUCAUCUGUGGUAAGCAAUAGCCAUGUUAUGAAAGUGUAACAACCACUUACAAAGUGACUUCAUUAUGAUGCCAAUAACGUGCUGGGGUAGUGUCAAAAUAGACUUCAUCCCUAUUUUUACAUGUAAUAAAAAAAGGCACAUAUUAAAGUAAUGCUGGGUGAUCUUUGUACAGAUCUUAUACUGAAGGACUUGAGCUUUAAUUAGGUGAACUGUAAAGAAUCAUUCCAGAAGAAAACUGACUUUGGUUGAAAGGCAUAAAUGAGCUUCCCAGGUUGCAAAACAGUUUCUUUUUAAGAUACUUUUGCACAACUGUUUGAUUUAAGAAGCAAAAGGUGGAAUUACAUAUCUUGGUGUCGAUGGAGGAUGGAAAGUGUCUCCAGAAAGCUAUACAGCUAUAGUUAAGAAAUCCUAGAUGAAUACUUCAGCAGAGUUCAGUGUCAAAAUGUUAUGCUUCAGCUUAGUUUCCUACUUCAUGCAAUUACUGAUGCCCCUUACUGUCUUCCCAGUGGGUGCUGCAAGUGUGAUCUGCUGCUUUUAAACAGGGCUGAGCUUGCCAUGUCUCAUUUAAUCAUAGACUAGAUUUUAUAGCAUUGUUUCAGUUGGAAAAGGCCUCCAAGAUCAAGUCCAAUCAUCAACCUAAGGACCACCCUGCCCACUAAACCAUGUUCCAAAGUGCCAUGUCCACAUGUUUUUUGAACACCUCCAGGAAUGGUGACUUCACCACCUCCCUGGGCAGCCUGUUCCAAUGUCUGACCACUCUGGUAGGGAAGAGUUUUUUCCUAAUCUCCAACCUAAACCUCCCCUGGCACAAUUUCAGGUCAUUUCCUCUCAUUCUAUUGCCUAAUACUAGGGGGAAGAGACUGCCUGCCCACCCCUCUCCAACUUCCUGUCAGUGAGUUGUAGAGAGCAAUGAGGUCUCCUGUGACCCUAUUUAGAGGAAGCACAUUUAAAAUGUCUCUAACAAUGCUUGAAAGAGACAGGACUUAAGUUUGGCUCUAACCAUGGUCUGGUUCUUGCAAGUACUGGUAACCCUAAUUUUUAGGCUUACAAUUAUUGUGUGACACACAAGAGGCUUUGCCAUUUAACUUCAGUAGUAGGGAUUUUGCCAGACACAGACCAUCUGAAAGUUAACCUGUAUUGCAGCAUAGUUUUACUCUUGAAAACCAAAAGCAUUUUUGACCUACUGGUAAAAAGAAUUGGGGCAGCUGGACUACCUGACUUGCAUUUGUUACAUUCUAAAUGAGCAACUCUUUCUCCAGUCAUAAUGUAGUGUUUUAGUCCAAAGGUAUGGCAUAGAAAUAAGAAACAUUCCUUUUUUUAAUACCUAUGAAUCAUGUAGCUAUUGUUUUUAAUGAGUUGCAUAAUAGCAUUAAAACCAAUGCAAACAGCUGGCAUAAGCAGGUUAGUAUCAUUUGGGGAGUGCUUUAUCUGAAAGUUGGAACUAACCACUGAAGAACAAAUUAAGCCUAAAGAGGGUUAGAACUCUUGACAGUUAAUCUGUUUUGCUUUCAAUAAAUUCUAUUCAGGUGGAAUGAGUUAAC
Messenger RNA from Pogoniulus pusillus (Red-fronted tinkerbird), 4533 nucleotides. RefSeq names its product delta 4-desaturase, sphingolipid 1 (gene DEGS1). The record is from RefSeq and is a predicted model, not a curated record. Gene Ontology annotation, biological process: ceramide biosynthetic process. Lineage: Eukaryota; Metazoa; Chordata; Aves; Piciformes; Lybiidae. Gene Ontology annotation, cellular component: membrane. The coding region runs from base 60 to 1031 and encodes 323 amino acids. Gene Ontology annotation, molecular function: sphingolipid delta-4 desaturase activity. The transcript is spliced from 3 exons.